Lonchura striata (white-rumped munia) is the source of this 3990-nucleotide messenger RNA. NCBI's taxonomy places the organism in Eukaryota, Metazoa, Chordata, Aves, Passeriformes, Estrildidae. The record is from RefSeq and is a predicted model, not a curated record.
GGCCCGGGGAGGGGGCGGGGGGCCCGGCCCGGCCCGGCCUCGGCCCCCCGCGGCCCCGCCAUGGGCGUAGACUUCGACGUGAAGACCUUCUGCCACAACCUGCGGGCCACCAAGCCGCCCUACGAGUGCCCGGUGGGCACCUGCCGCAAGAUCUACAAGAGCUACAGCGGGAUCGAGUACCACCUGUACCACUAUGACCACGACAACCCGCCCCUGCCCCAGCACACCCCCCUGCGCAAGCACAAGAAGAAGGGGCGCCAGGCCCGCGCCGCCAACAAGCAGUCGCCCAGCCCCUCCGAGACCUCCCAGUCGCCCGGCCGGGAGGUGAUGACCUACGCCCAGGCCCAGCGCAUGGUCGAGGUGGACCUGCACGGCCGCGUCCACCGCAUCAGCAUCUUCGAUAAUCUCGACGUGGUGUCCGAGGAUGAGGAUGUUCCCGAAGAGGUGCCCGAGAAUGGGAGCAAUAAGGAGAACACGGAGACGCAGAGCGUCCCGCCCAAAUCUGGGAAGCACAAGAACAAGGAGAAGCGCAAGGACUCCAACCACCAUCACCACAACGCCUCGGCCAGCACUACCCCCAAGCUGCCCGAGGUGGUGUACCGAGAGCUGGAGCAGGACACUCCUGAUGCCCCGCCUCGUCCCACCUCGUACUACAGGUACAUUGAGAAGUCGGCAGAGGAGCUGGAUGAGGAGGUGGAGUAUGACAUGGAUGAGGAGGAUUACAUCUGGCUGGACAUCAUGAACGAGAGGCGGAAGAACGAAGGUGUGAGUCCUAUUCCCCAGGAGAUCUUUGAGUACCUGAUGGACCGGCUAGAGAAGGAGUCCUACUUCGAGAGCCACAACAAGGGGGACCCAAACGCCUUGGUGGAUGAAGAUGCCGUCUGCUGCAUCUGCAACGACGGGGAGUGUCAGAACAGCAACGUCAUCCUCUUCUGCGACAUGUGCAACCUGGCUGUGCACCAGGAGUGCUAUGGGGUGCCCUACAUCCCCGAGGGACAGUGGCUCUGCAGACGGUGCCUGCAGUCACCCUCGCGCGCUGUGGACUGCGCCCUCUGCCCAAACAAGGGGGGGGCCUUCAAGCAGACGGACGAUGGGCGCUGGGCACAUGUGGUCUGUGCCCUCUGGAUCCCCGAGGUGUGCUUUGCCAACACCGUCUUCCUGGAGCCCAUCGACAGCAUCGAGCACAUCCCGCCCGCACGCUGGAAGCUGACCUGUUACAUUUGCAAGCAGCGUGGCUCUGGGGCUUGCAUCCAGUGUCACAAAGCCAAUUGCUACACUGCCUUCCACGUCACCUGUGCCCAGCAGGCCGGGCUGUACAUGAAGAUGGAGCCCGUCAGGGAGACGGGUGCCAACGGUACCUCCUUCAGCGUGCGCAAAACCGCCUACUGCGACAUCCACACACCGCCAGGUUCCGUGCGCAGGCUUCCUGCCCUCUCCCACAGUGAGGGGGAAGAGGAGGAUGAGGAGGAAGAGGAGGAGGGGAAGGGCUGGAGUUCUGAGAAAGUCAAGAAAGCAAAGGCCAAGUCUAGGAUCAAGAUGAAGAAGGCGCGGAAGAUCUUGGCGGAGAAACGAGCUGCAGCACCUGUGGUUUCCGUGCCCUGCAUCCCUCCUCACAGGCUCAGUAAGAUUACAAACCGUUUAACCAUCCAGAGGAAGAGCCAGUUUAUGCAGAGGCUGCAUAGCUACUGGACUCUGAAGAGACAGUCCCGCAAUGGUGUCCCCCUGCUCCGCCGCCUGCAGACACACCUGCAGUCACAGAGAAACUGCGACCAGUGUUCAGAGAAUUGCCAGGCAGCGACGCCACUGGCAGCCUGCCACAAGAAGGGAAUCCUGCCCUCUCAAGCUGCCACACUGAAGAGAGACACUGAGGAUAAGAACUGGGCCCUGAAGGAACAGCUGAAGUCAUGGCAGCGCCUGCGCCAUGACCUUGAGCGUGCGCGCUUGCUGGUGGAGCUGAUACGCAAGCGGGAGAAACUCAAGAGAGAGACGAUCAAAGUGCAGCAGGUGGCACUGGAAAUGCAGCUGACCCCAUUCCUCAUCCUCCUCCGCAAGACGCUUGAGCAGCUGCAGGAGAAAGACACGGGCAACAUCUUCAGUGAGCCGGUCCCUCUGUCUGAGGUCCCAGACUACCUAGAUCACAUCAAGAAGCCAAUGGAUUUUCAGACAAUGAAACAAAAUCUAGAAGCCUAUCGCUAUCUGAAUUUCGAUGAUUUUGAGGAGGAUUUCAACCUGAUUAUUAACAACUGUUUGAAAUACAAUGCCAAAGACACAAUCUUCUACCGGGCAGCCAUCCGUCUGCGGGAGCAGGGAGGUGCCGUGCUCCGGCAGGCUCGCCGGCAGGCAGAGAAGAUGGGCAUUGACUUUGAGACAGGCAUGCACUUCCCCCACUGCGUAACAGUAGAAGAGGCUCAGAUCCAAGACAUUGAGGAUGAAGAUGUGCGGCUGCUGCUCUCAGAGAAUCAGAAGCACCUGCCGCUGGAGGAGCAGCUAAAGAUCCUGCUGGAGCGACUGGACGAGGUCAACGCUGGCAAGCAGAGCAUAGGACGGUCCCGCCGGGCCAAGAUGAUCAAGAAGGAGAUCACAGUCCUACGGCGGAAGCUCGCUCACCCGCGGGACCUGGGCCGGGAUGGGCUGGAGCGGCACAGCUCCUCUGCCAGGGGAGUCCUGCAGUCCCACAACCCCUGUGAGAAGGACCUGCAGACAGACAGUGCUGCAGAGGAGAGCAGCAGCCAGGAGACUGGCAAAGGUCUGGGUCCCAAUUCUUCUUCUACCCCAGCACAUGAAGUUGGCAGGAGGACCUCUGUGCUCUUCUCCAAGAAGAACCCUAAAACUGCAGGCCCUCCAAAACGUCCAGGACGCCCCCCAAAGAAUCGAGACAGCCAGAUCCCUCCUGGGCAUGGCAGCAGCCCCAUUGGGCCUCCCCAGCUACCAAUAAUGGGGUCCUCCCAGCGGCAGAGGAAGCGAGGGCGAAGCCCACGUCCCAGCUCCAGCUCAGACAGUGACAGUGACAAAUCCACGGAGGACGCUACCAUGGACCUGCCAGCCAACGGUUUCAGCAGUGGGAACCAGCCCGUGAAGAAGAGCUUCCUGGUGUAUCGCAAUGACUGCAAUCUUCCCCGGAGCAGCUCCGACUCGGAGUCCAGCAGCAGCAGCAGCAGCAGCGCUGCCUCAGACCGCACCAGCACAACACCCUCCAAGCAGGGCAGAGGGAAACCAUCCUUCUCUCGAGUGAACUUCCCAGAAGACAGCAGUGAGGACACAUCAGGGACAGAGAACGAGUCCUACUCCGUGGGCACGGGACGAGGUGUGGGGCAUGGCAUGGUGCGUAAGGGAAUGGGGCGUGGUGCAGGGUGGCUCUCUGAGGAUGAGGAUUCUUCCCUGGAUGCCCUGGACCUGGUGUGGGCCAAGUGCAGGGGUUACCCCUCCUACCCUGCGUUGAUCAUUGACCCCAAGAUGCCGCGGGAAGGCAUGUUCCACCAUGGGGUCCCCAUCCCCGUGCCCCCCUUGGAGGUGCUGAAGCUGGGGGAGCAGAUGACUCAGGAAGCACGCGAGCACCUCUACCUUGUUCUCUUCUUUGACAACAAGCGCACUUGGCAGUGGUUGCCCCGGACGAAGCUGGUGCCUCUGGGGGUGAACCAGGACCUGGACAAAGAGAAGAUGCUGGAGGGCCGCAAGUCCAACAUCCGCAAGUCGGUGCAGAUCGCCUACCACCGCGCCAUGCAGCACCGCAACAAGGUGCAGGGCGAGCAGAGCAGCGACUCCAGCGAGAGCGACUGAGCCGCUGCCGCCGGCCGCUCCCCCGCCGAAUCUCAGGGCAAACGGGGCUCGGUGACCCCCACGCCGUGCAGCUGGCCUGCACCCACGGGGGGCCGGGGGACCGGGAGGGGUGGGGCCGAUCCGUCGUGGCCCCCCCCUACUCUCCCAUUCCCGGUGCCCACUCCCCCCAGCCCGCCGCUCCCCGGGAUGCUGUUCUGGCCGCCGCCGUGCUCC